Callithrix jacchus (white-tufted-ear marmoset) is the source of this 2766-nucleotide messenger RNA. The record is from RefSeq and is a predicted model, not a curated record. NCBI's taxonomy places the organism in Eukaryota, Metazoa, Chordata, Mammalia, Primates, Cebidae.
AUGUUCUCUCCUGACGCCGGCGCAUCAUCCCUGGGGCGCCCCGGACCGCAGGCCGCGCAUCGCCGCCGGAGCCCGGCUUCCUCCAGCUCCUGGCGCCGCCGCCGGCCCAGGCUGCGUCAGGACGUGCGCGCGCCCGCCGUUUUCUACGCCGCCCAACGUGACCCCGCCCCCACCGUCCCGCACGCUGCCGCCGGGCGCGCGAGCCGGCAGGGCGGGGACCUAGGGAGAGGCGAGUGCAGCCGGGCCCAGUCCGCGGGGUGGGCGCGCCCGGGACGCGCCGAGUCCUGCUCUGGCGGGCGAGGGGCGGCUGCCUGGGGAGGGGCGGGGCGGGAGCUGGAGAGACCGAGCCCUGGCCGCCCCUCGGCUGCCGCGUCCCUCUCCGGUAAGGGGAGCCCUUCCCCGCCUCAGGGCCGGAGACCGGCUCCCUCCCGGGACAGAGGUUGGCACGUGUGUUCCGGAGAAGGUGAAGUCAGCCCGGCACCGCGGGAGGAGGCUAGAUCACUAAAUCACCUGGUCCUGUUGGGGCUGCUGUCGGUGAGCAGCGACAUUCUGCCCGUAGAGGACUCGGCUCGGCCUGGCACGCUCAAGAUGUUAGCUGCCGGUAUCAUCACCACCAUUACCACGACCGCCGUCACACCAGCAGCAUCCCAGAGACAAAGUCUCCCUGUGUUGCCCAGGCUGGUUUCCAACUCCCAAACUCAAGCAAGCCUUCUGCCUCAGCCUCCCAGAGCGCUGGGAUUACAGCGAGUCCCUGGUGGUCGCAGCCUGGGUUUCGAAGGAGGCUUCCUCUGGAAACAGGCACAGAGUAUCAUAACCUGAAGCUGCCACUUCUCUUCCACGUGAAGUCCUCACUGUCCUGGGUUUUGGAACAUGUGUGCACCCACCAUAAGCCAGGAGUGGCUUGAGACGAUCCGAGGUCCAGCUCCUGUGAGUGGAGAGCGGGUCUGGGCACCCCAUGCUUGGCUCCAGUCCAGCGUUCAGCAGCCUCUUCUGAUCUCACUCAUGUCUGUUUGCUUCAUACCAUGUCCUGUCCUUCACCUCCUGCCCGCUCCAGACCCCUGGGGCCUGAUGUCUGGCCUGUACCUGGUAGGAGAGAUGCUUUGAGCCCUGGAGGAGGUGUUCUCAUUAUACUAUUAGACAUCUUUUGGGCAGCAGAAACUCAGGAUUAGAGACUGCACUGUUUAAUCACUAUGUGAUAAAUGUACGUAAUACUUGAAAAGUGGCCUUGAAAAAUCAUGUGUAUCUUUGUCAUGCAUUCUAUAUAGCCUCAAUGGGAGUGAGACCAUCUGAGUUUAUGUGGGUCUGUUCUCAUGAAUGUGUGCUUCAAGAGCAUUAUCUUCUGUCUACAGUCUCUUCCUUUAUGAUAUUGUCACCUGGGAGGCAUGACAGUCCCUGACACUCCCUAAUGUGGUCAACUGGGUUAACUUGUCAAGAGUGGAGACCCCAGGGAUGCCUGCUAGGAUCAUUGAGAAGCAUGGGGGUCCUCAUGCUUCAUUUGCAGGGACCCUAAGCCUGAGAAGUGGGUCUCGCCUUGACUACGUGAUUGGGCUUGGGCACACAAGGAAUCACCUGCCAUCAGGCCACUGCCAGCUCAGUAGGUGCACUCUGUGUGACGAACAGGGACCGGAGAGCAGAGGCAAUGGGUCUCAUUAAUUCCACAUCUAGGGAAGAGGUUUGUUUCAGGUUCCAUUCCUCCUCAAACCUGAUGCUCUCCUUUCCGGAUAAACAAGAGGAGCGCAUAGGUGUGGGGGGUUCCCAGGCUCUGGUGGACUGUGUCUGUGUCUCCAUCCAUUGGCCUCUCCUUCUCCACUCUGUGGGCUCAGCUCUCAACUGUUGUUCAUCUAAUCGCUCAUCCACCUGCCUGCUGCAAUGAGGAUGAGGCUUCCCAGAGCCAGCCUCAUGCUCCUGCUACUUCAAGGGAAAUGAGCUUCAACGCCCUACCUUGACACCCCCCACCACCACACACACUUCAGACACAGUGGCGCCCACAACAGACCCCUGGGGGCUUUUUUGGGACACCACACAUAUUUCAGAAGAACUGGGCCUCUCAUCUCACCUGGACCGACCUGGGAGCCUUCUUGUGCCUUCCUGCCUUUGUCAUUCAUCUUUUACUACAGACAAUUGUCGUUCCUCCUGGUUCAUGUAGGACCAUCCUUUUUGCGUUCCGCAGGCUCCUGAUGCUCACGAAGCAUCUCCUGGAUCCUGGGAAUCUUUCUGGUCUCUGGUGUGGACUGGAAUCGCAGCUUUGGUUUCCCCCACAUUUCCACUGCAGGGAAGUGAAGGAAGGAGGAAGAAUUCAUUAGAAAAUGUGAGCGAAUUUCUCUUUGGAAGAACAGCUUCCCCUCCCCACCAUAGUCUCUGAUCACUCCUUAGCAUUUAAAACGAACAAAUACACCUACACAGACAUUUCCUAGUAUGAAGCUUAAGUUCCUGGGAAUAUCUCUCGUGUUGCAUACACAUGAAAUUCAUGCACCUCAGCUGCACAGCCUUAUCACAGUCAAUGGCUGCCUCAGGAGAGGCCUUGAGGUACAUUUCAUACUGUGUGUGUGUGUGUGUUUAUAUUUACAACUUUUAUUACUUUUUCUCCCAAAAAUACAUAUAAAUGAAAACCUGCUCUUCAAAUGCAGGGAGGCCUUUGCCUAACAUUGUCAUAUGGAAAUCAGUAUCAACCCUAUAGUCCCAGCUACUCAGGAGGCUGAGGCAGGAGAAUUGCCUGAACCCAGGAGGCAGAGGUUGCGGUGAGCCGAGACCGCGCCAUUGCACCCC